Mya arenaria is the source of this 876-nucleotide messenger RNA. RefSeq lists its product as uncharacterized. The transcript is spliced from 7 exons. The record is from RefSeq and is a predicted model, not a curated record. The coding region runs from base 124 to 876 and encodes 250 amino acids. NCBI's taxonomy places the organism in Eukaryota, Metazoa, Mollusca, Bivalvia, Myida, Myidae.
CACUUGACAUCUCAUAUCGGACCUUUUCCACAUAGAACGGACGGCAUAAUAGGACAAGUUGUUCAUAAAACAUUCAAUCAAUUUUAAACUCGUGAGCGUGAGGAAAAAAAACAACAACAGGAUAUGGAUAAGACAGGUCAAAAAGCUGCCCAAGAUACAGUUUCAGAUUCUAGUUUCAACGAUGGACAAUCAGCCGCAAUGCAAGCACAGACGCAAGAGCAGUUACUUCGACAGACAGAAGCUAGUAGGCAGAUGUUGUAUGGAGUGUAUGGGAACGUGAUCACAAUCUUGGAGGAGCACGAAAAACGCACUUCGGCCGUUGACAAAGGGAAACUAAAACAAUCAGACAUAGCAAUUCCAGACCAGUCCUGGAAGACAAACGAAGAUGUUAAAGCCAACGUGGAGACGCAGUUAUUACUCUUCGAAACCCAGAGUAAAUUCUGUCCUAAAGAAGUGCGACUGUCUGUAAAUCGUGAACUGAGACUGAAAACUAUUGCCUGGUUUGGAGUCAGAGAGGAAUCAAAACUCGACAUUGAAGAAACAGACACGUUUGCUUGCAAGCUCUAUGAAAUUCUUGUCCAAGGGGAGACAAAACAUGAGAGCUUAGACAGGCCUAGGUCUCCGAUAACAGAGAAAACUAUUCGCGAGACUUUGCCGAACAUUUUCAAAGGCCAGCACGAUGCGCGUGAGCUUGACGAUUCCUUUAAGAAGGACAAAAGCAAGAAAGCUCAAAAACCAAAAACGCGACAGGCAGAAGUCGAUGAUGCGUAUUUGUUGGGUUUAUCACGCAUUGGAAGGACAAAUCCAAAGUUGAAAGAUUUCCUUGACGAGGAUUGGUCACUUAUUCAGCAGAUGGGAUCAGUGAACAUUCGUUGA